AUGGUAGAUGUGAAUAAACCAGAUUUAGUGGCGGUACUUGAACCGAGAAUAAGUGGACUGAAUGCGGAUGAGUUUCUCGAAAAAAGGCGGUUUGAUCGGUCUUUCAGAGUGGAAGCAAAAGGAAUUUCGGGUGGUAUCUGCCUUAUUUGGAAUGAGACGAUAGAAGUUGAAAUACUAGAAUGUCAUCGCCAAUACAUUCAUACUAGAAUUUGGAGAGGAUCGGAAAGCUUCCUCACCACGUUCGUGUAUGCAAGCCCAACACAAAGUAUUCGGCGGGCGUUAUGGCCGGAACUUCGACGAAUUUCAGAAGGAGUGCAAGAACCAUGGCUGUUGGGGGGAGACCUCAAUUUCACCCUGAGAUCAUCGGAGAAGAGAGGAGGUUCUCCAAACAAUGGGGGUCCCUGUAGUUGGUUUAUGGAUUGGGUUAUGCAAUCAGCUUGGCUGCUUCAUCAAGAUUUUGAUGUCGUGGGGAAGGAACAUUGGAAGCCGGCGGAGAAUUUUGUGGAGGUGGAGGGGAAUUUUGCAACUGGGGUGACGAAAUGGAAUAAUGUGUCAUUCGGAAAUAUUUUUAGAAGAAAAAGAAGAGCACUUGCACGACUUGGAGGAAUCCAGAGAGCGAAAGAAAAUUACACAUCUAAGAAGCUUGAGCGGUUGGAGGUGGAGAUAUCGAAAGAGCUUGAUGAUAUUUUGGCCCAAGAGGAGCUUCUCCUGAUGCAAAAAUCAAACAGGGAGUGGGUUUUACAUGGCGAUAAGAACUCCAAGUUCUAUCACUCGUUUGUGCGGAGAAGGAUACAGAGAAAUUGGAUCAAUGCCACAAAAAACGAUGAAGGGAAAUUAGUCGAGAGCCAGGAGGAAUUGCAGGAGAUUGCCACAAAUUACUUCAACGAACUUUAUGCAGCACCAGUGAUGGCACCUGUGGAGUAUGGUGUGAGGGACUGUUUUCCGCCAAUUCAACCGACCGAUGUGGAUAAUAUGGCAAGACCGGUGGAGGAGGAGGAGAUAGCAGCCACAUUGAAGGAAAUACAUCCCUUGAAGGCCCAUGAAAUUGACGGGUUGCACGCACUUUUCUUACAAAAGAAAUGGGCAACCGUCAAAAAUUCUGUUUGCACAUUGAUCUAG
Messenger RNA from Oldenlandia corymbosa var. corymbosa, 1119 nucleotides. NCBI's taxonomy places the organism in Eukaryota, Viridiplantae, Streptophyta, Magnoliopsida, Gentianales, Rubiaceae. The record is from the annotation of a GenBank genome assembly.